Molecule: messenger RNA, 612 nt
Organism: Klebsormidium nitens
Lineage: Eukaryota; Viridiplantae; Streptophyta; Klebsormidiophyceae; Klebsormidiales; Klebsormidiaceae
Source: the annotation of a GenBank genome assembly
AUGGAAGCCGUCGUUGCCCACUUCUUCGUGACACCAAAACUGUACGACCUCGACAAGACCCUUCUCCCCGCCGUUGAGCCGCUUCUUGGAUAUCUAGGAAGCCGCUUCGACGAGAAAACCUGGUUUGUGAAACUGUACUGGGGGUGCCUGGACGCUCUGGAGAGCCGCUGUGUGAAGCCCCCCCAGCUCGACGUCUGGGUACUCCCCACCGCGAGCGCCUGUGGCUGUGGAGGCUGCAAGCAGCUAGUUCAAUUCUGCAUGGAUCCGUUCCGAGUGGAACUUCAGCUGCCGUGCCCGGGCCGCGACGCUAAGGAGCACCUCAUCGACUCCGUCCGAAGGAACCAAAUGCCCUUCGUCAUAAGCAAUGAGGAGGGGGCGCUUGAGAACGAAUAUGAACCGCUAUUCUGCAUCAAGACGGGUGCCGAGGAAGAUUUUGAUCAGAGAAGUGUGGACCGGCAUUCAAAAUUACAGGAGGAGUACGACCGUAACAUGAGCACUAUAGAGGACAUGAGAGCUUGGAUUGCGGAGAGAUGUGGGUUGGUAAGCGCGUUGAUCGACAGUCUAGAUGAGGAGCAGGACAGCUGGUACACUCCAGGAUACUGGACUGACUAA